CCCACUUUGGCUGGUGAAAGACGAAAAACAAAAUAAAAAGGAAGUCUUGUAAGCAAGUAAGGAAGCCUUUAUCUGUGUUGAGUUGCGAGCAUUCCUUUUCUCAAACCUUUCUCUCUCGCUCGCUCUCUGCUUCAAUCAAAUCACAUGGACAUUGAUUUCAAAGAAUAUCAAUUGCGCUGUGAGCUUCGCGGCCACGAAGACGAUGUUCGCGGAAUAUGCGUGUGUGGCAGCGAGGGCAUUGCAACCUCCUCCAGGGACCGAACGGUUAGGUUCUGGUCUCUGGAUGACCGCAAGUUCGUGAGUUCCAAGGUUCUGUUGGGGCACACGAGCUUUGUGGGACCCUUGGCAUGGAUUUCCCCCAAUUCGGAGUUCCCGAAAGGUGGGGUUGUGUCUGGCGGCAUGGACACUCUGGUCUUUGUCUGGGACUUGAACACCGGCGAGAAGGUCCACUCUCUCAAGGGCCAUCAGUUACAGGUCACUGGCAUUGCAAUUGAUGAUGCUGAUGUUGUGUCUUCUUCCGUUGAUUGUACCCUAAGACGGUGGAGGAAUGGGCAAUCUGUAGAGACGUGGGAGGCUCAUAAGGCACCAGUCCAAGCAGUUAUCAAGCUGCCCACGGGGGAGCUUGUUACUGGUUCAAGUGACACUACGUUAAAGCUUUGGAGAGGAAAAACUUGUUUGCACACCUUUGAAGGACAUUCAGAUACAGUUCGAGGCUUGUCUGUGAUGUCUGGUCUUGGAAUCCUAUCUGCAUCCCAUGAUGGUUCUCUCAGAUUGUGGGCAGUUAGUGGUGAAGUGUUAAUCGAGAUGGUUGGUCAUACGGCUAUUGUUUAUUCAGUUGAUUCACAUGCAUCAGGACUUAUUGUCAGUGGUAGCGAAGACCGUUUUGCCAAAAUUUGGAAAGAUGGAGUUUGUGUUCAGAGCAUAGAGCAUCCUGGUUGCGUUUGGGAUGCAAAAUUUAUGGAAAAUGGGGAUAUUGUGACAGCAUGUUCAGAUGGAGUUGUACGCAUUUGGACCGUAGAUAAGGAUAAUGUUGCUGACCAAGUAGAGCUUGAUUUAUACACAUCACAACUUUCUGAAUACAAAUCUAGCAGAAAGAGGGUUGGAGGAUUGAAGUUGGAAGAGCUACCAGGCUUGGAGGCACUGAAGAUUCCAGGAACUACCGAUGGCCAGACAAAAGUAGUUAGAGAGGGUGAUAAUGGGGUGGCAUAUGGGUGGAACAUGAAAGAACAGAAGUGGGAUAAAAUUGGUGAAGUUGUUGAUGGACCAGAGGAGUCAAAUUCAAAUCGCCAAUUUUUUGAUGGUAUUCAGUAUGAUUAUGUGUUUGAUGUGGAUAUUGAAGAUGGAAUGCCUACCCGUAAGUUGCCAUACAAUCGAACAGAUAAUCCAUAUGAUGUUGCUGAUAAAUGGCUACUCAAGGAGAAUCUUCCUCUUUCUUUUCGUGAGCAAAUUGUACAGUUCAUUCUUCAAAAUACUGGACAAAACAAUAUUACUUUUGAUUCUUCAUUUCGUGACCCCUACACUGGCUCCCAUGCUUACGUACCAGGACAACCUUCUCGUACAUCUGAUGUUUCUGCGAAACCUACUCUCAAGCAUAUUCCUAAGAAAGGGAUGCUUGUUUUUGAUGCAGCUCAGUUUGAUGGGAUUCUUAAAAAGAUUACCGAGUUCAAUAAAGCUUUACAAUCUGACCAGGAAAAGCAGAACUUGUCUUUGACUGAGCUUAAUGUUUCCAGACUGGGUGCCAUUGUUAAAAUUCUGAAAGAUACUUCACAUUAUCAUUCUAGUAAAUUUGCAGACUCUGAUAUAGCCUUGUUAAUAAAUCUGCUUCAAUCAUGGCCAAAUGCAAUGAUAUUUCCUGUCAUUGAUAUUGUAAGGAUGCUAGUUCUUCAUCCAGAUGGGGCUAUUUUACUUCAGAAGCAUUUUGAAGCAGAAAAUGACAUACUUAUGGAAGUGAUUAAGAAAGUCACUGUAAAUCCAACAAUUCCUGCGAAUCUGUUGACCAGCAUUCGUGCUGUAACUAAUCUCUUCAGGAAUUCGUGCUACUCCAACUGGUUACAGAAACAUCGUAGUGAGAUUCUUGAUGCUUUCUCAAGUUGUAGUUCAUCGUCAAACAAAAAUUUGCAGUUAUCAUACUCUACCUUGUUACUAAAUUAUGCUGUGCUAUUGAUUGAAUCAAAGGAUCAAGAAGGUCAAUCUCAAGUUCUAUCAGCAGCUCUUGAGAUUGCAGAGGAUGAAAAUGUAGAAGUUGAUUCCAAAUUUCGUGCUUUAGUUGCUGUUGGAUCAUUGAUGCUUGAGGGACUUGUCAAAGAAAUAGCUCUGGAUUUUGAUGUUUUGAACAUUGCAAAAGCAGCUAAGAGUUCUAAGGAUACCAAGAUUGCUGAAGUCGGAUCUGAUAUUGAGCUGUUAUCAAAGCAGAAGUGAAUACCUUUAGGGUGAUUAAUCUCUUCUGUUCCUCCAAAUAAAAUGAAGGUAAACGAGGGAUGAUCACGCUCAUGUUACUGACCCAUUAUCAGACAGAUGCACACAGGGUUCCUUUUUUAUUGUACUUGGCAUUGUAUCUUUGGGGGAAAGGCUCAAAGCAUCUUGUGCAGUGCAGAGUUCUUUGGAAAUGGAAAUUAUGUAGUGUCCAGUAUUUUCAGAUCCCUUUCCAAAUUCUGUCGCAUAAAUAUUGAAUUUUCAGUUUUAUUCAAAAUUCAAUUUGGCACAAUUAUAUAUUAUAUACAUUGUAUAAUUUUCAUUAUCUACGCCCCACCAUUCUUUUACUACUAUGACUAUACAAGGGGUGGCGGUUACAUACUUUACAUUAAAGGUACAAGAACUUGGUAGGGAAA
This is a messenger RNA of Cajanus cajan (pigeon pea), 2828 nucleotides long. RefSeq names its product transducin family protein / WD-40 repeat family protein. The record is from RefSeq and is a predicted model, not a curated record. Lineage: Eukaryota; Viridiplantae; Streptophyta; Magnoliopsida; Fabales; Fabaceae. Gene Ontology annotation, molecular function: ubiquitin binding. Gene Ontology annotation, biological process: ubiquitin recycling; proteasome-mediated ubiquitin-dependent protein catabolic process. Gene Ontology annotation, cellular component: cytoplasm; nucleus.